AUGGCGAGGAGCGCUGCUCUGAACCCUGCUUCCAUGCCCUUCUUUCCCGGAGGGUAUCGUGGCUCCGACGACGAACGAGGCACUGGUGCAGUCUUUGGACAACAUACCGCCCCCUCUUUCCGCGAGCAAGAUCGCAGUUCAGCUCUUUCUUUCCAGUCAGUCGCGCCUACCGAAUUCCGCUCAGUCAGGUCUUCCCCCAGUCCUGCAGAAAGUGGGAUUCAGGAACCGCGCCAUCAGUCGUCCCCGGGGCCACGCGACAUUCAGCGUCAGUCACCGACCAUUCGACAGGCCGAUGCCGGGAAACCGUAUCCAGCUGUUGAGGCGCGACUCACGAGAGAAGGCAGUAUGAUUGGGACAUUGGGCACUCUGGCGGAAAGAGAAGACACCCAAUCACCAGGGCAUAUCGAAGAAGACCAGGCCCCUGAAAGCGGUCAUAAGACACCCGGCUCAUCCUUCUACACAAUCCAGCAGCAACAACAACGGGCGCUGGACCCUGCGACAACUAACCCAUUCGGUUUCUCUACGGGCCUAGGUUCUAUCUCUGGAGUCGCGUAUACGUCGUCUUCUCCGGUAUCCUCUCAAGAUUCAAACAGUCGGAUCACAACAGCUGCAGACCUUCAGGUGCAGAAUUUCGAGGCCCAACUCAAGGCGUCACCCUUGAUCAGCGACAUUCGAGACAGACUUAUUCGAUGUGAAUAUAACACGUCCCAGAUACACCGCGAUCUGAUCAGCAUUAGCCACAAAGUCGACAUGUUAGUCGAACGCGCCCUUGCUAGCGGAGUCAACAACACCCAACCGGAAUUCAAAGACCCAUUUGCGAGUAACUCCGCACCUCUGACUGUCAAUAAGCAUCGCCCGUCUAUGGGAAAUAUCGCACCCAAUCAGGCUUCAACCUCGGAUGAUAUGUCUUCAAUUUCUCAAAGGUUGAAUGUCCUGACAUCCUCUGUCGGAACACUGCUAGCUCUUCAGAUGCAAAAUAACGCUUCUGAUGGGCGAAAUGGCUCUAUUGUGAGCUUGAACACUCCUCAAAUGGAGCUGGCACCCAAUCAAUCAUUGCCACCCGUAAAUUCGACAUCGAUGCUUGGUGUUGGCUUGCCAAAUCGCCCUGAUUUGAGGCCUGCCCCUCGCCAACCCAACCCACCCAUGCGUACUUGGUCUGCUGGCAACUUAGAACUUCCUGUACGCUCGCCCGACCAAGGUCUCGGCCGUCAAGAAGUCGCUAUUCGCGAUAAGCGUCGAUCAGUCUCGAGUUUGGCUCGACGAGACUCUUCUGGUGUAAUUGAUCCACAGGGCGAUAGUUGGGUCGGUGGCUCUCGCGAUAAUGGCCCGAUGGUGUCGAAGUGGGAUCAACUUUCUCUGGCUCCAGAGCUUCUCAUAUCUCUCGGAAAAUUCGGUGUUGGUCCACCCAACAAAAUACAACAACGCGCACUACCCUUUCUUUUACGAGGUUCUGAUAUCAUAGCGCAAGCACCGCCUACUCAAGAGCGAAUCGCAGCUUAUGUUAUACCAGCGAUCCAAGUAGCGGUAACCAAUAUGGGCACUCGUCCCCUUCGUGGACCUGUCGUUAUUUUGGUUUCUACAACUGUCGACCAAGCGACCCAAGCUCAGCGCAUGAUUCGUGAUUUAGGCGGUCCUAUUGGGGUCAAAUCUGCUUUAGGAGUGGGUGCCGCCUCUCCAGGGGCCGACCUCACCCAAGAACUCCGAUCAUUGCAGCAGAAUAUGCCUCACAUUAUUUGCGGCACCCCUCAGAAACUCCACGCUCUGUUUACAUCUCCUGGUGGGCUUGUCGGAUCCGAAGUCCGCUUCCUUGUCCUCGAUGAAGUCGACCAGCUAAUCGCUCGUAACCUCCAUGAAUUUGUCUUCAACAUUGUAAAAUUACUCCCUCCUCCUCGCUCUCGGCCAUUAUCCAUGAAUACACCCACUGUAACUACAGCACCUGCUUUACCCGCGCCAGUGUCUCAGACUACUUUUACUUCACCAUUCGAACCAGGCAAUCCAGUGAUACCCCCAUUCCCAGUCCAGGCUUCGAAUUCUGGCCGAAGGUUUUCUGCUGCAGUUCCAUCGCCAAAUCCGUCUGAAGGCGCUUCAACAGCUGUUCCUCAACCCAUUGAACGGCAAACAGCACUAUUCUCCAACACGGUUCCUCAGGACGUCCUAAAUCUUGCUACCGCUAUACAACUGCGAGAGCCAGUUCGAGUCCUCGUUCGCCGCGAUGGUAAUGUCGUGAAUCCUGAAACCAGCCAAGGUUCUCGUGGUCUGCGCCAAUUUUACCUUUACCUGGCAUUUACCGCUGGUGGAAGAUCUGACCCAAUGGCUUCUACAGCUGGAGGAGGACUUGGAAUCAUUGGAUCCGGAAGAAGUGCAUCAAGCGCCGAAACCACACAAGCUCGUGAAUGGAAACUUGACGCACUUGCAGACAUCUUUGAUGACGUCGAAGUUAAUCAGGCCAUUGUUUAUGUUGGCGGUAUGACGGCCCUGGACUCUGUGGUGUACAAGCUGGCAAGUCGAGGAUUGGAAGCCAUUCCACUUCAUGGCGACAUGAAUGCUCCUACGCGUGCCACGGCUUUGAACAAGUUUAGAAAUUCUUCCUCUGUUAUUAUGCGGCAACCAAACACGAAAGUAUUGGUUGUGUAUGACAUCCAAUUGAAGAACAAUGAAGUUCCGCAUGUUCCUCUGGUCAUCAAUUAUGAUCUACCAAAAGCUGUGGAAGAAUAUUCCAACCGGGUUUCUUCUGCAAUUGCUUCUGCGUAUUCUCGCGCUGGGGUCGUGGUCAAUUUCGUUACAGCCACUGGCGGAGAUGUUGAAAUGUUACGAUCUAUAGAAUGUUAUUACAAAAUCAAAUGCCCUGAAGUCCCGAUGAAUCUCCGUGACAUUCUCUGA
Molecule: messenger RNA, 2880 nt
Organism: Psilocybe cubensis
Lineage: Eukaryota; Fungi; Basidiomycota; Agaricomycetes; Agaricales; Agrocybaceae
Exons: 8
Coding region: 1-2880 (959 amino acids)
Molecular function (GO): ATP binding; RNA binding; RNA helicase activity
Source: RefSeq, a predicted model, not a curated record